AUGUCAUCUUCAAAGGAUACUGAUGAAGAAUCAAAUUUAGAUAGUGUCGAAGAUGGUGAUAAAGUAUCUUCUGAUCAAUUAAAAUUUUUAUUCGAUGACUAUAUCGGACGAUAUUCUCCUGAGAGUAGUGAUGAAAAUAUUGAUGCAUUAUCAAAACUUGAUUGGUCACAUUCGCUAAAUAAUUUACCAUAUUUAAUUCAUCGAAUUGUUUCAUUAGUUUAUGGUCGAUUGACUAAGCUUAUAGAGGAAGUUGUUUUAACUGAUGAUGUACUACCCAAUAAUAAAAUGGUUUGUAUGAAUGACUGUCUUGAUUUCAUCCAAAAAAUAUUUCACGAAGCGUUUAGAUCGCCUUCAGGCGAUGAUGAAGAGAAAGAUGACACAAAUGAUGACGGAGAUGAUGCUGACGAAUUAGAAACAUCUAUUCGAGAUCAAUUAUGUCGAGAAAUAUUUCUAUUAAAUGACUCGUUUUUUAAAUUAAUUCAGUCUAAUGGUUGGAAAAUAAUGAAAAACCAUGGACAAACUUACUAA
Molecule: messenger RNA, 528 nt
Organism: Rotaria sp. Silwood2
Lineage: Eukaryota; Metazoa; Rotifera; Eurotatoria; Philodinida; Philodinidae
Source: the annotation of a GenBank genome assembly